Molecule: messenger RNA, 2426 nt
Organism: Pogona vitticeps (central bearded dragon)
Lineage: Eukaryota; Metazoa; Chordata; Lepidosauria; Squamata; Agamidae
Gene: B3GNT3
Product: UDP-GlcNAc:betaGal beta-1,3-N-acetylglucosaminyltransferase 3
Biological process (GO): poly-N-acetyllactosamine biosynthetic process; protein O-linked glycosylation
Cellular component (GO): Golgi membrane
Molecular function (GO): N-acetyllactosaminide beta-1,3-N-acetylglucosaminyltransferase activity
Source: RefSeq, a predicted model, not a curated record
CCUUCCUGUGUCGGAUGUGAAUCGAGCAGAAGCACGAAGCUUUGGACUUUUGUUUCGGCUUGUGGGCAAGUGCUCCCUGGUGUGCGCUCCCUCUGACAGGGGCGAGCCAUGGAGACCUGCUUUUGAGACCUUAUAAGAAAGACCGUCGUUUAGUCGUUUAGUCGUGUCCGACUCUUCGUGAUCCCAUGGACCAGAGCACGCCAGGCCACCCUGCAAGAAUAACGUGGUUUCCCAGAUCUAGACCCCGGUGGGCGUCCGGUCUCAGUGUGCACGUAUCUCGCACCUGAUGUUUCUUUCCAGGGGGAAAUGGCCCGAGGCUGGUGCUACAGAGUGGAAGCUGCCGUCCUGAGUCUGGCUGGGUUGAUCGGCCUGGUCUUCCUUCUCCAUCGCGACGAUGCGCCGAGCAGCCGCGGCUCGCGAGAGGCGAAGGAACCCUUCGCUUCAGCCUCGCCUCUCACGAUGGAAGCCCCCCGGCCCACCACUGCCGAGUGCCGAGAGAACAGCACCGUGGCCAACCUCACUGGCUUUGCCGAGCUGCCGGGCCACAUCCAGGACUUCCUGCGCUACAAGCAUUGCCGGGAUUUCCCUCUGCUCUUGGAUGUGCCGGAGAAGUGUGGGGAUCCUCAGAGCUCCCACCUGGUCUUCCUGCUCCUGGCCAUCAAGUCCUCCCCGGGCAACUACGAGCGCCGGGAGGUGAUCCGGAAGACCUGGGGCCAGGAGAGGACCGUGGCCGGCGUCCACAUCCGGAGGGUCUUCCUCUCUGGGGUGGCAGCCAAUGCCCGCGAGGCCCGGAAGCUCAACGGCCUCUUGGCGAUGGAGGCGGCCGAGCACCGCGACAUCCUUCAGUGGGGCUUCCAGGACAGCUUCUUCAACUUGACCCUCAAGCAGAGCCUCUUCCACGCCUGGCUCGACGCCCGCUGCCCCGGUGUCCGCUUCGUCCUCAACGGGGAUGACGACGUGUUCGCCCACACUGACAACAUGGUCCACUACCUGCUGGGCGUCCCCGGGGCCGGCGACCGCCACCUCUUUGUGGGCCACCUCAUCUCCCACGUGGGGCCCAUCCGGGAGAAGUGGAGCAAGUAUUACGUGCCAGAGCUGGUGACCGCCUCCAAGUCCUACCCGCCCUACUGCGGCGGCGGGGGCCUCCUCAUGUCCGGCUUCACCUCCCGGGCCAUCUACCAGGCCUCUCUGGAUCUCGAACUCUUCCCCAUUGAUGACGUCUACCUGGGCAUGUGCCUGCAGAAGGCCGGCCUCGCUCCGGCCGCCCAUGGGGGCAUCCGGAUGGUGGGGGUGCGGGUGCCCUCCUCCACCCUAGACUCUUUUGACCCCUGCUAUUAUAAGGAGCUGCUCCUGGUCCAUCGCUUCGUGCCCUACGAGAUGCUACUGAUGUGGAGAGCGGUCCACCAGCAAGGCCUGGUCUGUGGGAAGAAGCUGGAGGUGUACCAAAGUCCCUGAGCCACCUCGGAGAGGAUCCGAGAAGGAUGGAUGGCCCUGUCUUCACCGACGGCCUCGGUUGGUGGCCCCCUUGCUCAGGUUCCUCUCCCUGGUGCCUCCAUGAAAAGGGAGAAGCCUGCAAGGUCUCAUUCCGUCAAGGCGUUCAAAGAAAGCUGCAGGAUUUUGCAGGUCUUGCCAGCUGGGAUAAUAUUUCGGAGGGUAUUUUUAAAAAAUUCUCAACCAAACCUUUCCAGGCUGGCUCGCUGGUGGGAGGGCGGUUCUCCCCCUUUUAAAGCCCCUUGGUGUUCUUCUGUGGCCCUCUGUGGUUUUCUCAAGAGUGAAACUUUGUUGAGGGGGAAAAAAAACCACACCAACAUGUCAGGAAUCGCUGGGGCUGAAGGCUAAUUGUAUCUCUCCGAGGGCUCCCGUUGACCACGGGCACACUCUUCAAAGCUGCCUUCUGUCCGGCCCUGCAGGGGUGUUUGGUGCAGGUAGCCCUUUUGACCUCCUCUCAUGGGAGAAAAGGGCAGCCCAGCCAGGCUGCUCCGUCAAAAUCGUCGGUAGCCGAGCUCAUGCUCACAGACAUCUUCCACUGAAUUUUAUGAGCCAUCUGGCUAUUUUUGGACACCUCCGCCUUGUUUAGAGCCUCUGCACUGAGAUGCUGCUUAUUUGGGUGUGGGUUUAUUUUUUAUUAUUUUGUGUAUGUGGAUACCUGUUACGGACUGCAACUCUUCCCUCUGACUGCACAAAUUCCUUAGCACUGACUUGGAUCUCUGUGGCUCCCAAGGAGUUUGAAUUCAAUGCAUCUUCUCUGCUCAGAGACGGAGGCUGCUGGGACGUGGAGUAGGGGGGUUCCCACAUGUGCCUCUACCCACUCCUUGCUUUUUAUUGUCUUUUUUUUUAGGGGGGGUGUUAGGAAAAAUCCUGGAAAUUGCCAUCAUGGCAUCCUUCCAAAAGGCCAUCAGUGAAGGGUCUUGGAACAGCAGGAGAAA